AGAAACCAAAAACCCAAAGAAAUCGGUUUAAAAAUUAUCCUCAAGAAAAAAACCUCCCUUCCAACAUAUGGACAUGUUUAUUUCUCAUCUCACUGAUCCAAUCGAUCAAAAAAUCUACUGGCUGAUUGUCCUCCUAGACGCAACAUUUGCUUUAGAUUUGUUCCUCAAUGUUGCGAAUUUUAUUUGGACCAAAAAAAAAUCGCCAUACAAGCAACCGAUAAGAAGCGAGAUGGUUUUAACAAUCGACUUGAUCCUUGUGUUUCCUUAUUCGUACAUUUACGAGAAUUUUGCUGCUAAUUAUAACAAGACAGUUUUUCUCUAUUUGCGACUAAUUUCAGUGCUCCGUUUGUUCCAUUUAGUGUUGUUUUUUAAAGAGAAGUGGAACACAGCCGGGAUUAAUCACCUCAAAUGUUUUACUUUUCAAUUUUUGAUUUAUUUUAUGAUAAGAAUGCAUGGGGCGACGUGUCUUUGGCAUUAUUCGACUUACAGAAGCGAUUUUGUUGAAAAAUACAACACGACUUCGGAGCAAUAUGUUAGUUGUUUUUAUUUCGCUUUGAUGGAUAUUACGAAUCGGAAUUUCGGCGAUUUGACUCUUUGGAGAGUGACUGAGAAAAUUCUUUCAAUUUCAAUAAUGGGAAUGGGUUUCACAGUGACUGCAAUUUUUAUCGCAAGUUUGGCACUUCUACUAGACAAUAAAUACAAACAAAGAACUCAUCUCAAGACUCACUUCCGGACUGUUUUGCAAUUCCUCAAGUCACUCCCAACCAAUACGAAACAAAUUCAAGACUAUUACAAUAUUCUAUGGGAGAAGAAAAAUGGAGUACACCGAGCCACACAAUUCGCCACUCUCCCGUACCCCCUAAAAUGCGAAAUUGGAGUCGAUAUUAACAUCCAUUUUUUCCAAACUUCGCUUCUUUUUCAAAACAAACCCGACGCGUUUUUGCGACGAGUUUCAAAUUUAAUGAAACACGAAUUCCACCAAGCCGGUCAACUGAUUUAUCAGCGCAAUGUUGUCAAAAAUAAAACAAUUUUUGUGGUUCUUGGCACCGUGGAAAUUUUAUCAGACGAAGACGACGAAAGCCCUAUUGUUACCCUGACCUCAGGGACUUGUUUAGGCGAAAGCUCCCUAAUUUUGAGCCUUCCAGCUAAGUGUUCAGUCCGCACGUCCAGCUACACUGAACUCCAAGUUCUCUACCGGAGGGAUUUUGUCACGAUCCUGGACCUUUAUCCCCAUGUUUACAACAAUAUACGUGAUGCCAUUUUACAAAGAAUUGUGGACGCGCAUGAGGUGCAAACACUUGAGGAUAAACAAAUCAACUUGCAUCCGUUUUUUCCCAAAAGUGACAAAGUUUCGGUGAAAAGUCUUAAAGAUAAGUUAAGGAAAAAAGCCAAAUUUGUGGAUAAUCGUUAUGUGGCUUUGUAUCGCCUGAAGGAUUCGUCUGAGAAAAAUAAAAAAUUUCCUUGGAUUCUCGAGCCAGAAUCUCCAGUGAGGCAAUGUUGGGAGUAUUUUAUUUUAGUCGUCGCUUUGUAUAUUAACAUCACCUUCCCUUACUACAUUAUUUUUGUCAAGUCCUACCCGGUUUGGUUCACUUUUCUCUCGAAUUUCUUCGACGUAAUCCUCGUUUUGGACCUUGUUAUUAUUCUGACCACAGCAAUUGACGAAAAAAAUUACAAAAUUGACACUUUCAUGGCCAUCACCCAAAAACGGGUCGUUCAACUUGGAUUCUAUUUGGAUUUCUUCAGUUGCAUCAAAACCGAGUUGUUUUACUGGAUUUGGACUCGAAACGAGCGAUUUAGUGACGUUCUAAAACUAAACCGUUUGGUCAAAAUCUACCGAGUCCCGAAACUUAUCCGAAAAUACGAAAAUAAGAUCGAGUCAAAUUUCCACGGUUUGACUCUCUUAAAAUAUAUUUUUUAUCUUCUUGUGUUAACUUACUGGUUUGGUGGGUGUCUAUACCUUGUGACCUGUUUCGAGGAUUCUUGUACUGAAGAUGGUUGGUUAUUCACGAAACUUUUGAAAGAUUUCAAAGAGCAACAAACGACGUACAUAACUGAUCCUUUGUUAACUUCUUUGUAUUUUUCACUGUCGUGUUUGACCGGUUUUACACCGGGGGAUAUCUCACCGGUCAAUAUAACCGAUCGGGUUAUAACCAGUUUUGGGUUCAUUUCGGGGCUGUUUAUGUUUAGUUGUUGCGUGGCACAAUUUGCCGCUGCUUUGGCAAGGAAACUGAAAAUGCGGUUGGACUUCCAGGAGAAGUUUUGCAUAGUUUUGGACUGUCUCAAAGAUCGGCAAUUAAGCUCCGAUUUGGUCAAAAGAGUCAAAAAAUUUUUGUUGCUCCAAUGGAUGUACGAUAAAGCCGCGAUUUUCCGACAACAUUUAUUCUACAAUGUCGACCCAAACAUGCAAAAAGUUGUGCAAAUUGAAGAAAAAAUGGACACGUUUUUAUCGGUCCCGUUAUUCCAAAACUUGGAUAAAAAUUUUCUAGUUGCUCUCGCCGCAAAAGCACCGAUUUUGGUCCUACCACCCGAAGAAUACGUGACUUACAAAGGAGAAUUUCUAAAAAUAUUGUACAUAAUUAUGAGAGGGCACUGCAUUCGCCAGUUUGAAAAAAACUCAGUCUUGUUGGGUCCUAAAUCAUCCUUCGGCACUUUAUGCUUCUUCUCAAACGUCAAUUCUUUGUGUACUGUUGAAACAGUAACUCAUGUUAAGCUCAUCUACAUCACCGAAGAAAUUUUUUGGGCGGUAGCUUCAAUGUUUCCAAAAGUUGCUAAUGGGUUCAAAGUAAGUUCGGAAAAUUUUGACUUAAUUACCGAAUUUCGAAGAAUUCCAAUACGUGGGUCGCUUGAAAAUAUUGCAGAAGUUGACGAUGACCUCUGGUUGUCCGAAGAUUCACUCUUGAGUGUUAUUUCGUAUUGUAGAGAACGUAAAGAGAAUUAUAGUACGCCUUAUCGACAACUAGGGGUCCUGUGUUGGGUCCAAAUGCUGAUGUUACCCAUUUGCAUUCUACCAUAUGGAAGAUUAAUCAAAGUAUGGGUUAUAGGACGACUCUUGGUGACUCUAAUCGUGGCAAUUUUGAUACCUUAUCAAUUAAUUUUAAAACCCUACACUUCCACCAUCGACAUAAUCACUUUCGUUACUGAUUUAAUUGCAUAUUUGGACCUCUAUUUUAAUUUAUUUGUCGGUUAUUACGGUCCUAGGAACCAACUCGUUAUACAUCCCUUGAAAACAGCCAUUCAUUACUUGAAAGGAAAAUUUUUACUAGAUUUUGUGCUGUGCUUUCCGUGGGAAACUCUAGUACAACACUUUUCUGGUAAUUAUUACAACGUAGCUAAAAUUAUUCGACUGGGUCAGAUUUAUCGAUUAAUUCAUUUUUUCAACUAUGUGUCCACACUUACAAAGAAGAAGAAAUAUGGAGUUGUUCUCCAUAUUUUGAAAUUUAUUCCAUUGGUGAUCAUUUUUAUCCAUUUUUGGGCAACAAUUUUCGUUAUAAAUACUUGUAAUUACUCCCCAAAUGGAACAUUUCUGUGUCACAAAAAUUCAUGGAUUGACAGGUCAAAAUUUCAAAAUUUUUCUCACCCUCUCGAAGUGUAUUCAACAUCAAUUUAUUUUUGUACCAGUGUUUUGGCUUCUACCGGUUUAGGAGACAUUACACCAAAAAGCCCCAGUUCUGUUAUUAUUACAAUAACGAUGCAAAUUUGCACAAUUUUAUUCAUUGGUUAUGUGUAUGCAAAAAUCGCAAGUUACAAGACUCACUGGUACACCAAUCUCUUCAAAACCCAAGAAAUGAUAAACGAGUUAAAAAAAUUUUUGGUACAAGAAAACGUUCCGAAAAUUCUCCAGAUGCAAGUCAUCCAGCAAUUGGAGUAUCGCUGGAAACGUAAAAAACUUGAACCAGACACAACUUUGGCUAAAUUCCAUCCAGCUCUUCAUGAGGAUUUAGUUUACGUAAUGUUCGAAAAUGUUUUACAAAACGUCCCAAUAUUUUCAAAUAUUGAUAAAUCAUUUCUACGACUCUUUGGGAGGAUUGUCAAAGAGCAAUGUUUUCUUCACCAAGAGGUGGUUUUUCGAGCCGAUGAUAUUGUCUCAGAGUUGUAUAUAAUUGAGAGAGGCACUGUCAAAAUUGUUGACAAAACUGGAAGUUUUGAGUCGCAUCUGGAAGCUGGCGCAAUUUUUGGCAAUUUGACUCCCAGAACUUUGCAUAAAGUUUCAAUGACUGUGACAGCGUUAACUAAUAUUGAUCUUCUGUGUAUUAACACUGAAGAAUUCAAUUUGUUACUAAAUAAGUAUCCUUGGAUUCAAGAUGCAAUUACAUCAAGCUUGACAAACGAAGAUUUUAUGUUACACGAGAUUAAAAAUGAGACUUCUGAGGCGAGUCUCGCACAAUCAACCUAUGACUCCACUACAAGUUUCAACCCUUUAAAUACCUUAUCAGAAAUCAAACUAAAUUUGGUUGGAUGUUUCCUUUUGUGUCAACCCUGGAAAUUUUUCAAUAUAACAAUCCCGGAAUAUUCCCUUUUUAUAAAAAUUUUUGACAUCUACUGCCUGGUUUUAACUUACAUCAACUCAAUUCUAGUUUUGUACGAAUUUUCGUUUCAAAAUCAUGAUAAAUUUUUCUUAAAUGUUGCAAUUUACCUUGAUGUUACUUUUAUUUUAAAAAUACUGAUCGAAAUGCACAAGACUUACGAAAACAGGUUUGGAGAGCACGUAAAAUCGAACAAGAAAAUUGUUUCACGAUAUUUUCGCAACAAGAAGCUGAAACGCAGUGUCGAUAUUUUUGUGAAUUUCCCGUUCUAUUAUUUGGCUUUUUUUGGAACAUUGUUUACUAGUUUUAAUGCAAGUUUUUAUUUUUCAUGUCUCAGACUGGUCACACUUUAUAGAUUGGUUUAUUUUUGGGAGUAUUACAAAAUUAGAUCAAAUCAGUUAAUGGUCAAAAUUUCGCUUCUGAAAAUCGGUGCAAUGAUAGUCUGGGGGACUUUAAUGAUUCAUAUUUUUUCAUGCGGGUGGUAUCUGUGUGCGUGUCCUUUAAUUACUUGCUUUAGCGAUUCUUGGGUAAAUGAGGUCUUUAACACAACCUCGCCACACUUUUCGGACAAAUUAGAUCUUUAUGUUACAUCAUUAUAUUUCGUAAUUAUAAUAAUGACAACGACUGGAACUGGUGAUAUUUCAGCCAACAGCAUUCGUGAACAAAUUUUCAUCACUUUUAUGAUGCUGACUGCGAUUUUUCUCGCUGGAAUUUUUAUUGGCGAGAUUUGGAAUUGGCUCAAUUCCACUACAAUCGCACGAGUGAAAUACGACAAUGAAAUCAACGAACUUAAACAAUAUUUAAAAAAUAGUAACAUCAGUAAUUAUCAAAUGAAAAAAAUGUGGCAUUAUGUUCAACAAAUCUGGACGGUCAGUCGAGGAAAUCAAGUACCUCAAGCAAUUUCUCUUUUACAUUCUGCUACUUUACAAGAUUUGAUGUUACAAAUCUACGGACCACACAUUUCAAGCUCGUAUGUGUUUUCAGACCUAGAGAGGUCAUUCACCCGCCAGUUGUGCCAAUACCUCAAACGUUGCGUUUUUUUCCCGGGGAAUUACAUAGUCCAACAUGGCGAUUUCGAUAAUACCAUGUAUUUCAUCCAUUAUGGAGAAGUCGAAAUAUUAACUGUUCAUUCGAAUUUAACCGAAACCAUACAUGAAGUACUACGUAGAGGGGAAAUGUUCGGAGUGACGCAGGGUUUAUUUUACGAUAUUCCUCACCAUUUCUUUUUUCGCGCCCGCACUGCUGUGCAUUUAGUGGCUUUACGGUUUGACGAUUGGCAGCACUUGUUAGAGUUUUUCCCCGAAAGUCGGGACGCUAUGUACACAAAAACAAACAGAGUUCAAGUGUAGUUUUAAAAGUUUGAAACGCCAUGAAUAAUUAAAAAAUUAUAUUUUU
Molecule: messenger RNA, 5918 nt
Organism: Tribolium madens (black flour beetle)
Lineage: Eukaryota; Metazoa; Arthropoda; Insecta; Coleoptera; Tenebrionidae
Exons: 18
Coding region: 68-5872 (1934 amino acids)
Biological process (GO): membrane repolarization during action potential; potassium ion transmembrane transport
Cellular component (GO): membrane
Molecular function (GO): inward rectifier potassium channel activity
Source: RefSeq, a predicted model, not a curated record